AUGGGGCUCGCUAGUGUGGGGCAGUCAGACUCAUCAUCAGAGGCUGAGCGAAACAACGCAUCAUCUUCGCGCGUCAGCAGAUCCGGCCCCACUGGGAAACAGGCAGCCAUACAAAUGCGAACCGUCACCAAAGCGAAGCAAUAUUUCACGCCAUCAUCCUACGUAUUGUCGAUAUACACGGACUCGAUGGCCGGGACAGCAAAAGAUCCUUUUCUUGACACAGUCGCCCGCUGUUCUCUAUGCUUGGACCUCAAUCCAAGGUUCCUGCGUAGGCAAUGGCGUCGCUUCGGAAAGCUUCCUCCAAUCGACACUCAAUAUGGCUUUACAUUGAAGAAAUUGGCUAAAAGCGCAGAACUAGACUCGUGUGGAGGCUGUCAGCUUCUCUCAAAAGCCGCGGCAUUAAUCACCGAGGAUGUCGACCUAACGUUCGCGAAUGCCCAGUUGGAGUUCUAUGACGAGGAUCCAGGGAUCCAGGGGCUCUGCAUUAGACUCACUACAUUAUAUCCCUCCUGCGCAAGUGAAGCUGAUUGGGAGAAGGCCAAAGAACACCCGGACCUCACCACCGAUUUCUUGACUGGCCCCAGCAAGCGGACUCCCGAAAGAGCUCGAGAAUGGAGGAUAUCCUCGCCUAUCUACGAAAUAUUCUGUGAUGACGAUAAACUUGAUCCGAUAGGAGAGGCCGUUUUGCGACAAACCCAACGCCUCGGAAAUACAGGCUCGGAUGAGGCAGUUGCAUGGACUAAAUUGAGACUUCACGAGUGCGUCUCGCAACACGCAAAAUGCAAGUUGAGCAGCUGCCUGGGACUUCCAGUUCUCCCCACUAGAGUUCUAGACCUCGGAGAUUCGUCUGACGGCGGACCUUCCCUACAAGAUCCUCUACUCCUAGCCACCGGCGGCAACAUGCGAGGCGAAUAUGUUUGUCUGAGCCACUGCUGGGGGCCGCCAGAAAGCAAACCACUAGACACAAGGACGGAGACAAUGAGUAUAUUUCAGACAGACGGGAUUACAUGGUCUGAUCUCCCGAAAACAUUCCAGGAGGCCGUUUUAUUCACACGAAAGCUUGGUAUUCGGUAUCUCUGGAUUGAUUCUUUGUGCAUUAUCCAAAAUGAUGCCGAGGAUUGGUUUAGGGAAGCUGGCAGGAUGGCAACGACUUAUGAGAAUGCAACGCUCACCCUGGCUGCCGCAGCAUCUUUUAGCAGCCAAGAAGGCCUCUUUCGCAAAUCGGCGCCAAGUUGGUGCUUAGAAGGGGCCACCUACCUGCGAAGAUGUCCCGAUCCUGCUUUCUUCGAACACCAAUAUACCAGGAACCCAUUCUUUUUAGACCGCGUCGCGCCACUUUCGAGGCGGGCUUGGGUACUGCAAGAGCGUCUCAUUUCCCGUCGUUUAUUGCAUUUCACGCCACUGGAACUGGUAUUCGAAUGCUAUGCGGACAACAAGACCGAGUCUGGAUAUGGCUGGGUCGACUCUACGGUCAAACACAUGCUGAACGGAUUCAACGCACCUGAGCUGGCAGAUGCUGGCUCUACGACACAAGAGAUGGUUGUGUCAACGGAGACGUGGAGAAGUCUGGUCAAAGACUUUACUCAUCUACAACUGACUCGCCAUGAAGACACUUUGCCUGCAAUGGCUGGCCUAGCAAAGAAGACCAUGGCAUUGAACGGGUAUUCAGAAAAUGACUAUUUGGCUGGUCUGUGGAGGCACACCUUCGUGGAGGACAUGAUGUGGGAGAGGGUACCCAGCUUGGGAGCUGUAGACCGGAUCAACAAGAAUAUCCCCACCUGGUCAUGGGCACGAGAUGACAAGCCAAAGUCUUUUAUCGACCAAGGUGGGGAAAGUCUGGUCCAAGUAUGUGACCUAAUUGAGGGCGACUGUGCGCCAGACGCUGUUUCUGGCAGUUCUUUCUUGGGUGUCCGGCACGGAGCGCAUGUACUCCUUUCUGGAUACUUGCUUCCUGCACGAGUCACCAGUUUAGGCAUUGCCAUCGACGAGAACCCAAGGAUGCAGUAUUGCCCAAGCAAGGACUAUGACUGGUCAUCAGAUUCCUCGGGCCGGGAGCCUGUUAAGGAGGGCGAUCGUGUGUUCGCCAUGCCGCUUGUGUUUCGUUCCAGCUUUCAUGGUGCCGAGGGAUAUGGAGUCGAUGUCCACGCCCUCGUACUUCGUCCUUGUCCGGGAAGGCAGUCAUAUUGUCGGAUUGGUAUAUUCUGGUCAACGCUCCUGCAUCUCGGUCGCCAAUACGAUUAUAUUCUCGAGGGUAAUGACUUCCUGUUGAGUGCUUUGGAGAAGCACACAGCAGUCGGCGAAUCAAUCCUCAACGCCGAAACUACUCCGAGCGAACCCAUCACUUCAAACAUAUCACUUAGAAACGAUGAUGAAGUCACACCUUUGCAAUAUAGAAACGCUGAAAACCAUACACUUCUAACCAUGUACGGUCCCAAGGAAGUCCGGCAGACACAGAGCCUGAAAGGGGCGGAUAGUAAAUCAUAUAUCGAAAUUUUAAGGGGCUUGUUGAGAACGGAGAAUGAUAGAAUACAGGAAUGGAAGCAACUCAAAGAGCGCGGACUCGAGCAGAUGCACCCGAGGUCAAUGAUCAGAUUGGAAUGA
Messenger RNA from Diaporthe amygdali, 2601 nucleotides. Its product is annotated as HET-domain-containing protein. The transcript has a single exon. Bases 1 to 2601 code for a protein of 866 amino acids. The record is from RefSeq and is a predicted model, not a curated record. NCBI's taxonomy places the organism in Eukaryota, Fungi, Ascomycota, Sordariomycetes, Diaporthales, Diaporthaceae.